AUGACCGGCGUUAGGGUUGAACUUAGCGAUCCAAAGGCCAAGUGCAGAUUCUUUAUGAACGCCAAUUGCAAAGAUAAGUUCAACGAACUUGGGGAGGGUGAUCACAACUUUGCUAAGACGGAGUGGAAUGACGAAAUCUCAGCCGUGAUUUGUAAAGUGUGGUAG
This is a messenger RNA of Plenodomus lingam JN3, 165 nucleotides long. RefSeq lists its product as uncharacterized. NCBI's taxonomy places the organism in Eukaryota, Fungi, Ascomycota, Dothideomycetes, Pleosporales, Leptosphaeriaceae. The record is from RefSeq and is a predicted model, not a curated record.